CAGAUACACUGACUGAACACAGAAAGGUCUGACGGUGCUGGUACAUCUCUGUCUCUGUGUCAUUUCUAUCACAUUAUAUCUAGGAGUUUCAUCCCCUGCAUUAUUUUUAUUUCUCUGGAAAACUUAGGAGAGAGUGCAAACCAAGCAAAACCGAUACAAGCGCGUCUCUCUCCUCUUUUAUUUGGAAAGGUUUGCCACCGCUUCUGCGACGCUGUGUUGUUUGCAAGAACCAACUGCAGCUUUUAUCUGGGAGACUUCAUCUGUUUACGCUCAUGAACGGACUUAACUGUGUACGCUGAGACUCCCGUGCUUCAGUAGGUGGAUUUAAGUUGUCACAUUUUACUCCAAAGUGGGUAUAAAGACAUUUUAACGCCUGUAGUGAAGGUGUAAUUAAUUGACACUUGCAACAUGGCUGCUUCGGGGACGGCAGUGAGAAAAGUUUGACACUGACGUGGGAGAAGUUUUAUUUGAAUGCGAGUUGGUUCAUGAGUUUUCUGGCACACCAUAAAGUCGUCAGCAGUCGCCCUCAGCCUGGCACCGCUUUCCCCGGACUGACAACCAAGUGGAUGAACCGUGUGAGAGCCCCCUCCUCCCCCGACAGUCACUGCAGUGGUGGACUUUUUGGACAAACUGUGGUGGUGUCUUCUUCUUCUUCUCUUCCCUCCUAAGCUGUGGCGGCGGCGGCGGCGUUCAAGGACCUCUCGUCGAGCAACGGACUGCAGCGUCUCCAGCUAAAAUGCAUUUUUCCAUCCCCGAAACGGAGGUCCGCUCGGGAGAAAAUGGAUCAACUUAUGUGGUGAGCAUUAUAUUUUGUGUUUAGGUUUCACCUGCUUUCACUUGUGCCCUGGCAAACGUCAAUGCAGCACGCUUUUCUGUGUUUACCUUCAUAAACAUGAAACAGCAGGGUGCAUGACUAUAACGUAGUAUUAAACAGCUUCACUUUAUUUAGACCACAUAUGCUGAUAUUACACGCAAAUGUGCUAUAUAUUUUAUAAUGGUGGCAACUAAAGGUCACGUUGUCACUUCGUGGGCUAUUGAACGCGUCGGCAGUGAGAAACAUGUACAGCAUGAUCUUAAUCUGGUAGAUGUUAUUUUGCUCCCACUGUUGUUGUGUCUCACCAAAUCUUAUUCACAGCAAAAGCCAACCAACACAGUCCCUUUUGUUUCAAAGGUUUGAGUCAGCGCUUUAAUUCUCCCUCAGAUUUGCCACCAUAAUAUUACAAUCCUCCUUUCUAUUUAGAGAAAAUAACAGCCAGUGCAGAUUUAACUCAUUGUUUAGCUCUCUGAGCAACAGUUAAAUACAUCAGUCUCAAAAUACUGCAGCCGAUUUAUGGCUUCAUCAUCUUACUUGCUAACGUAACUUCAUAACUGAUUUCAUGUUUUUUUUUUUUUUUUUCACGCCCGUCCAAAAAAGUUUGAAUUGCCAUUGUGUUUUGGAAAAGCUUCUCCUUUCAUGGCCUUGACAAAACAGCAGACAGGCUUAUUCAUCCAGGCUUUUAUGAACUGAAGCAUCACAAACUAGUUUAAGCUGCCUUCGCUGGUUUCCUAGAAGUACCAAUGACACACACUCAGGACACUUGCAGAGACAGCACUCUUUAAAAACAGCACCACCAAAUGUUGUCCUCUUUUCUCCUUUUUUUGAAGACAACAGCUAAAGUACGAGGAUGUGUCCGUUGACAUGUCCCAUCUAUGCUCCUGAGUCUUUACGUUGCUAGGUAACAGCUUGGUUAAAUUUUUUUUCCCCAUUAGUUAUGAAUACCAUGAACAAACACCAGAACAAAUAGUAAUCUUUGAGGCCAUUAGAUGUUUUGAUGAAGAGCACAGUCCCUCGCAUAUUCGCCAGAUGCUUUGAAGGAACAUCUGCAGCAUCUGAUUUCCAUGUAGACGCACAAUGGCUGUUCUACACCUGUGAAUAACUGCUCUAUCUUGACUCCACAUGCUCCAGAGAGAGAGAGAGAAAUACCGUGGAAUUAGACCAUAAACAUGUGAACAUGCCAGCUUGUUCCCUGCUGCACUCAAAGUACUGCACUAGCUUGGGAUAUGAGCCUAACAAUAUCCCUUUUUUUGGUUAAAUAUAUGCUAUGAUUUAUUUUUGAUCUAAUGCGAAUUGACUCUGCAAACCUGUGUUGCAGUUUAAAGCUAAAACUGUCUCCAAACGGAGCACAUUUCAGGUGCCAUCUCUGGCUUGUUUCCACCUGGCUGAGCAGACUUUCCGCAGUGCAAACUUUAAAGCGCCGGGUUUUCACCUCUCUGCCUGGCAGUCGUGUGACUGUCAUCGUGACCUUCCUGUCCCCGGCCAACAGGAAGGGACUUUGCUUGAUUGUAAUGCUGAGAGAUGGGCUGUGUACCUUGGAACCAACAGGCUGCCGAAUCUGCAGAGUUUGCACAGGGCUUUUAAGAAUAACAAGGUCUGCAUUUUUUUUCUUUUUUUUUUAAUAUGCCAGUGUUCCUGUGCAAGCAGGGACAAAUCAAGUGCCCAGUCACACUUCCUUUUGUCUGGUAGACAUGCAGCUUCCUCUACCUCACAUGGUAUUUACUUUACUGUUACCGACUAGAUGUGGGUGUGUUAAAGUUAGAGUUUGGUGCCACUAUGAUUUACCGUGACUCAUUUAUUUACUGGAUGAGGAACAUGUUGAGACAUAAGAAGAAGCAAAUUCAUCUGUUCCUAUAAAGAUUUGCAAACAUGUAUGGUGAAAAUACGCAGCAUGUCCUAAUGUUAUCUUUGAUUCUCUGAAAAUUAAGAAAAUAACAAGCUGAUCAUAUAAUAAAUAUAACAGAAAAUUGGAUUAACAGAUUACUAAGUGCUUUAUUCAUGUCAACAGCCACAUGUGAGGUAGUUUAGGUGAGUGGAACUGACAGAAAAUUUGGUUUAUGGCGCCUUAUGUUUACACUAGAACUUUGUUGCUUGGCUGUGAUUUAAUAGUAUUAGUAAAAGCCAUAAUACACCCCUGAUUGUACAUUUUGUACCUUUCCUAAUCCCUAUGUAAAUAAAUCAUUGAUUGAAAACUACCUCAGAGUUUCCUAGGCUUUAUUUUAACAUGUAAUGUUGUGUGAAAGGACGGAGAAUGAGUGCACGCCACAUGUGGGUGCAGGGCUACUGAGCGCACGCAGUGUUGUGAAGAGAAAGCGCCUCCACAUCAGUUCAAAGUACAAAUGUUCUUAAAUACACACAGCUUUUAAUUCCAUGUAGACAUUCAUCAGAGAGCAAUUCAAGAUCGUUUUCAUUGUAGGUUGUAAUUAUUUCAGGAUUAAUCACUCAGCUUGUACAAUUAUUAAAGCAGAUCCAUAAUAGUAUGUCUUCAUAUUGCUUCUAUAGAAAGGAUUCUGAGUGACUAGACACUUUUUAAACUGAAGCAUUUCACCUGCUCUAAGUCAUCGGGGUCUUAGUUAUGUGACUGUGUUAUCAAGGUUGACAAAUACAACACUAAUACAGAAUUUCAAAAAAUAGAAGUUCCAUUGAGCAUUUUUGUCCUUUUGUAUCUUUGCAGACUGUAGUUCAGACUGUUGCACAAUCCUGUCACCCCCCCAAGAUUCAGUUUGACUCAUAAAGAAGUUUGGCACAAUAGGCCAUUUAAUCAGGAUUACCGAUUUUUUGCACAAUAUGCCAUUUUUUUCUGUGAAUUCCACAUUGAAGAGUUAAAUCUUGAGACUGUUGUUGUAAGCCCAGAAGCUGAAUUCAAACAUAGUUUCCUACAUACUAAGAAUAUAAUUCUUCAAUCUUUUUUAUCCUGAGAAAUUAACUUCCCUUUUCUAUAGCUAUACUUGUAUGGAUGCUUGUAUUUGUUACGUGCGUCUGUUCUGAUCCCGGUGCAUUGUAUUGGUUGGUUCAUUUAUAUAGCUUGUUUUUGGUGGAAAUCAUUUGGCAUAUACUAAAGUAAGUGAGGUAAGAUUGUACAAAACUGGCACAUUUAUUCAUUUAAAAAUACAGCUUGAUCUUUACAAACUUAUACUUCCUACAGAAAUAAAGAAAAACAAUUGCAGAUAUGUCAUCCACACACACUGAAUUGCAUACUUGAUUGUGAUUGGUCAGUACGCUAUGGCAAUGGUCUGUUAUUUCUCCACAGUACACUGGAGGAAUGUUGCUAUGCCUCUGGCAGACAAACUGUAAUCAUAUCAAUCUGCUGGAAGAAGUGCGACACAUUUGCUGUGGUGGUGGUGGUGGUGGUGGUGGUGGUGGUGUGUGUGUGUGUGUAGUGGUGGUGGUGGGGGGGGGGGGGCAAAAGAAGGGACAGACAGCAGAGAAAAAGCUGAAGAGAUAAGAUAAAUCUGAAGGCUCUUAAAAAAUCUCCAAAGCCAAAGAUGGUGAAUCAGCUAAAACUUGACAAAAGAGGGUACAAGGGUGUUUAUUAACUGAAAGACAAAAAGAAAUUAUCACAGACUGUGGCAGAGAUGGGAUAAAUAAAAUUCCACGUGUUGCACUGAUGUAAAUUGUCCAAUUCAAUUUAUUAAACUUGACAGUAAGUGCAAAUAUUCAGUUUCAUAUGAGCAUUAGUGGUUAAGUUUGCUAAUCUCAAGAAAGCUGCAGUUGUUCCUUUUGCUAUGGUCACAGCUCAAACUGUGACCAUUGUGAAUAUGGUGUAAAAGUACAGUCAAGUGUCUCAGUUAUGAUGAAUAUAUUAUGUGGAAAUAGCAUACUCAAGACAUCAGUAUGAAUUUCAGUCUAUUUCAUACAUGUCGAAAACUCCUCACAGGAGCUUUAAAUUCAAAGUGAGGGUACAGAAAAUGAAUUGGGUCUUUGAGAUCACCCUGUUGACCUGUGCCUUAGUUAAACUGCUUGUAUCUUAAAAAAUAAAGUGAGAGUAGUAUUUUUUUUGAGUCAUUCUGCACACUCACUCUUCCUUCCUGCCUUAUCCUGCCCACACAUGCACCUUUGAGUUCACUCGCCGGCCUUCCUUCGAGGUCUCUAUCUCUACUGUUUUCCUUGACAACUUUGCUUGACCUUGUUUUCCAGUUAUUUGAACAUGUGAACCCUCUGUGGCAUGUGCAUCUAGAUCGACAGUGUGGCCGUGAGUCUAAGGAACUUUUGCUCUGACAGAUGAUCAACUAUGUAAAGACUGUAAAUGUCAUUGAAAGAGAUUAAAGCAGGGACAGAUUUUGCUUCAACACCCAAAAAGGAAAUUUCCUGCACAAGCAAAGAGAGAUUCUUCCUCUCAUCCUGGCCUAAACUGAACAGAGCUGGGUGACUGUUUUAUUCUUAGAAAAUGAACAAGCAAGUAUAGCCAUGAUCAUUUCCAUGAGUCUGUUUCUAUAUAUGGAGAAAGUGAUCUGGAAAAUAAUUUAUUCCGUCAAAGCAAGCAGAACUGGUUGUUUUUUAGUCAUGGCUGUAGUCCUGAUUUAAACAUAAAAAUAAUUUAUGUCAAGAUAUUUUUUUUCCGUCUAAUCAGUUUUGGAUAUUUCUUUCAAAUUGGAGACGGAUUUGUUGUUUCUGUUGGGUUAGAGAGCUGGCUUUGAGAAAUGAGAAACUGAAAUUUUCCUGCACUAGAAGUGCUUUUUUCUUUCUGUCAGUUUGCAGACUUAAAAAGUUUUAUUUUUCCUGAGAUCAUAACUUUCUUUCUAGUUAUUUAUGUGGUUCGGCAUCAUUUCCAACAUGUAAUGAAUUUUGGGGGAAAAGAAAUCCAAACACAGCUCAAAAAAUGACGGAAAGUAGAUUGUUUGAUUGCUGAUUCAAAGUGUUGGAGUUUGCAGGGGAAUAUCCAAUGAUUUAUCUCUCUCUAUCCAUCAAAACAAAACAAACAGGGGAUGUCUGUGAGGCAGAAAUAAGAUUCCUCAUGUGAUUCUUGCUUUCUUCAUUUGUUUGCUUGUGCAUAAUUGAAGGAGACGCUAUUGUGAUUGAAAAAUAUCCAGUGGGCUCUGUUUUCCCUCUAUGGAAAUCAGCAGGAUUUGAUCGAAUUCCACUCACACUUCAUUUGUUUGGACCUGCUUUAUGAAUUGAAGGAGCGGGGCAGCUCUCAGUGACUAAAUAAGAUAAGAUGGUUUGAGACUGAGGCAGUUUGGAGGGGAAGCAGAAGUGAAACUGAAGUUUGUGGUGCAGUGUGUUCACUCUUAGUGCAGUGCCUUUCAACAGCUGUUGUCUCAUGUCUGCAUUGAGUUGAUCACUCAAGGAAAGUCAUCUGAAGAAUUAAAAGGAUAUUACGGCGUAAUUUUUAGGUUUUGGUCAAACACACUGUAACACCGAGUUAGACACCCUCUCCAGAGAUGAAUGUUGCCAACUGCUUGCAUCGGUGCAGACUCGCUAUUGAAGGGCUGAACAGUCCACUUGCCCUCGGCACUCUGUGGUUUGGGAUGGCCUUCAAUAUGGCAGAGCCUCCGCAGGGACGUGCAAACGGAGGGUGUAUAGGGCAGGUGUGUAGGGGGCGGUUUGGGAUUGGGCCCAAAUUUCCCUUAGCCGCUUGUUUGAGGGGGGAGCCCUGACGAGUCGAUCACCGAGUGCAGCUGAGUUUUGCAGCUAAAGGAAGAGCAUUUAUGAUCAUUACCUUACGGAAAUGCAGUCAAAGUUUUUGUGUAUCUUGUAUGUGCACUGCAGACGCGGUAGUUCUUCUGCCUUAGCGUCUCGGUAUGAUUGCAUUUCCAUUAAGUAAUUAAGAUACAUUUUCUGCUGCACUCUGUGAUCGACUCAUCAGGGCUCCCCCACAAACAAGCGGGCUGCUGGAGGAGAGUGGGUGAGUUGUGUUUGGUCUCUUUGCUGAAGAAAUCAGGCAAAGCUAAAAAGAUGUUUAAUGGCUAGCACUAUGACUAGGACCCUACUGUAUAUGUACUGUUGAUGAAGUUAGGUGCUGUUCUGAGCAUUAAUUGUGGCUAUAGAGUGCCUUUUGGUUGAGGUUUGCACAUGGAGAUGUAGACUGCUGUGUAUUGCUAUUGUGCGGUCGUUGCUGAAGGAGGUAUAACUAGAGAAGCAAGCGGUUGCCAACAUUCAUCUCUUGAGGAUGUGUCUAACUCUGUGUUAUGGUGUGUUUGACCAUAACUUAAAUUUACGCUGAUAUCUCCCUUUUAAUACUCAGUUUUGGACUUAAGUAUGUAAUUGCACAGACCUUGUGUCCCACAAAAGGACAUAAUCAUUAUAUCUAUUUGUUCAUUUAUUUAUGUAUAACUAAAUUUAAUUUUAUCUGAAUAUUUUGAUUCUCUAACUUGCGUGACCCUUGACUCAAAAUGUUUUCUUUUUGCCUAACAGGCCUACAACAUCCAUGUAAAUGGCGUGCUGCACUGCCGGGUACGCUACAGUCAGCUCCUUGGCCUCCAUGAGCAGGUAAGCCUUCAGCCUUCAUCAUGAACUCAUUGCUGUCUGUGUGAUUUGGAUCAGAAGGGACCGCCUUGUGCAUUCGCUGCUCUGAAAGCUGUUUAAAUGCCACCCCAUCCACACAGCGUGACCUUUCGCUCGUCUCUGUGUCGCACGGUCGAUUCGCCGCCCUCCCAUCUCUUUGAAUCACCACUGUGGUGUCUCAAAGUCUUGCGCUGUAACUCCUCACAGAGUUCAGACUAUUGCAUGAAAAUAGGAGGUAUUGUUUGGAGGAGGAGGUUGGCGACAUCCAAGGAAUGUUCUUGGCCUUUCCUUCACUUCACCUGCUGGGAAUAAGGAACUUAAUCUCAGAGAGAAAUGUUGUUUGAAAGUGCAGGGUUGCCUGGUCUCUGGCCUCGGUGCAGAUUUACACAGAGCCACAGAUAUUCGCUGGCACUGUUAUUAAGCAAUUAGAGCAUUAAAAUUUGACUUGUUUUGUUUAGUACUGUGGCUAAACAUGAGCUUGUUUUUGAAAUUCUUUAACAUUCACUUUUUGGAAGCAUGUUUUGUUGUAGAAAAAGAUGCACUGUUGGUAAAAAGAGAGGUUGAGCUCUUUCUGCUGCACUCUGCAGUAUACAUACCACAGUCUUAUAGAUGUGCCCAGUCUCCUUCUUCACACAUUAAUAAAUAAGCAAGCAAGGGGCCAAACUUUGCUAUCUCCCUCCUCUUCAGGUCUGUGUUAUCCACUCUGACAGUUGCUGUCGUUGCUUGGCAACAGGGUGUGGGGAAGACACACUUGAAUCUUUAAGGACCAACCCCAUAGGGCUUGCAGCGGUGAAUGUAUGACCUCCAAACAUUAAUGAAUGCUGGGUACACACAGCUAUAGCAGAGAAAGUGUGAAUGUUAAUCCGGCCUCUUGUUUUCUUUUCAGUUACUUCUGUAUUAAGGUCAGACUUCUGCUGGAUCAGAGGGGUUUUUCUACCAAAUAGUGAAAACAGAAUUUUUAGAUUGAAGUCCGGUUUUGUGGACACGCAUGUGUAACCUGGGCUCCAGUGUCUGUGGCUGUGAAAGCUUAUUGGUAUGUGUGACCAGUGCAGGCUCUGACGUACGGAAAAUACCAAAGGGCAGUCUGCUGAGGUGAAAAUCACCUCUUUUUCCCUCUCUCACUGUGGCUGGCCUGCUUCACACCACAUGUGCAGAACCUGAGGGGUUCAAAAGUGUCAGUGAAUUCUCGGCUGUGAUGAGUGAGGUGCACAGAUUAGAUUUUUUUCUCCCGUUAAAUUAAAGCACAUUUGAUGUGACUUCCACAGUUCAAAGCAGUGAGAGCUGAGAUGAUAGAAAAUGGGAAGAAAUGAGUCAAGAAGCUGGAAGACAAAGUAAACUUGGACUGACUAGACAUCCAGGCUUCCAGAUGUGUCUCUGUGUGUGUGUGUGUUUCUGUGUGUGUGUGUGUUUCUGUGUGUGUGCUUGUGUUAGGCCUGGAAACUUCACUAGCAAGUCGAUGAAACCAACCUUAAAAUAAACCUGUGAUUCAUCUUGAGCAGCAUGAAUGUAGUACCCCUCAGAAACAUGAAUCCACAAGUCUCUGAUUUAAAAAGCUGCACUUCUGGACUGAAGUUUACAGCUUUGGGCACGUGACUGUUUUGCAGAUGUUCUGAAAUCGAUUUGAAGAAGAAUGAGUCAUUUGACACCCCUCAAACUGACUUCAUAUGCAAAAGUGGAGAAAAAGAAGUUGUAUGGUUCAUUCUCCUGUGCACUCACCUUCUUUGCCUUUUUGUUUUCUGUGCACAGAUAAAGAAAGAAUAUGGCAGCAACGUGGUGCCUGCAUUCCCCCCUAAGAAGAUCUUCACGUUGACUCCUGCAGAGGUAGAACAGAGGCGAGAGCAGCUGGAGAAAUACAUGCAGGCUGGUAAGUUAUUCAUGCCGAAUGGACUUUCCUGCAGCUGGCUCGGCCGCAUUUCAUUUUAUUUCUGUCUGAAAUGAAAUUCAAUGUGGUUGUUUUUGUCGGGGCUUUAAACUGGAUACCAUUCCUCUCUGAAUUGCUGCACACAAACCCCCCCGAGAGCAAAGAGCGGUAUUGUUCUUUAAGUGGAGGAGGAAAAGAAAAGAUCAGAGUGAGACUUUAGUGUUAACUUUUCCUCAAAAUGUUUGCUUCUCCACAACAAUCGUAGGAAUGAGUUGGCUUAGUGUCUGCGGGGAGUCCAGCCACACAUAGGCCGGUCUCUUGAUGCCACAUGAAAACAUAAAAGUGUCUCGGCGAAGAACUGAUGAUGUGAGCACAGAGCGAGCUGGGACGCCGAGCUGAAGCCUCGCCGGGCUGAGUUCUGCUGACACACCUGAUGUGGGAAAAUAAACUUUCAGUCAGACGAUUUCGGGAGUUUUACGGGUUUGGGCGCUGAGAGAAAAACACUUGCUUUGUUUAGUGUUAAGUGGGGAAGCACAACUUUUACUUUUGUUGCAAAAAAAAAGGAGCCUAGUAGAUGAUCUAGCUUGACAAAAAAUGUUUUGUUUAUAAAGACUGGAAUGUGCUGGAAAAGGUACAGUAGUUUAGGUAAAAUAAUCAUUUUUAACAGGUUAGUAUAGUGAGCAACUGAUAAAGGGAGGGAGGCCCAUCGAGAUAGGUCAAGUGUACAUGUGUCCUGUAACGGCUGAAAACUUUUGCUAAAAAGAGUUUGUUACAAAUAUCCGCAAGUGCCUGAAUCCUUCAGAGGAAACCUUAAAGGGAAAAGCAUUUAGAGAGAGAGUUUUUGCCAGAGGACUUACUAAAUACAAUUCACUCUUUUGGAGAUUUAUUUUAUAAGUGGGUAAUUGGCUGAAAUCGUCAAGUGUAUCAAAUACUGUGGGGAGCGAGGAAAGCAGGUUAGAGAUCAUCAGCGUAGAGUGAGAGUUUAGGAACUCUGCCAUGCCGAACUCUGCCUUCAAAUUUGACAUUUCUGCGGAGCGAGAUGGUCAGAGGCUUGAUGGCUAGAUUAAAUAAUAAGGGAGAGAGGAGGCAGCUUUGACGUACACUGAAGAGGAAUCCCACCGAACAAUAGACUGCUAUUAGACCUCUAUUUUUUUUUAGACCUAAUUUCAACCGACUAGAUUCUGGAAUUUAGACGUUGCACUUAAACCCAUUAUUCGAUAACUAUUUAUUUCAAAAAGCAACUGUGAGUGGGAUAACUGAUCUCCAAGUGCUUAACCACAAUAAUUAUGAUAGCGGUUGAGCAGUAGAAUAGAUAAAGCCCAGAUUUAGAUUUGAUCUAAACUUGCUCUAAAUUUAGACAUCUACAAAACUUUAUUUUUUGGACCUGUGGUAGCUUGAUUUUAGACAAGUUGUCUUGGGAACAUUUAGACGUCUAUUAGACCUCUUUUAGACCAAAAAGUGCUCAGUGGGGUGGGCUAGGAAAAGUUACCAUUAGUACGUAUCAUUGCAGUUGGGUAUGCAUCUAAAAGUUGUAUCCAGGAUAUGAACUUUGGAUGAAAGCCAAAUUUUUCUAAAAUAAAAAACAGGUAGUCCCAUUCUACCCUGUCAAAAUCCUUCUCUGAGUCAAUAGAUACCACAACUUCUGGGGUGUUAGAUGGGGACGAGUAUAUGAUGUUGAGUAAUCUCCUAGUGUUAAAGAAUUAGUGACAACUUUUACUUUGACGGAAAUAUCUCUCAGGUUCCAUAUUCAAGUUUGAGGUUUUUAGGAUAUUCCCCAAACGUCACAAUUUCACAAACACACAUGAACAAGUGGAGCAGGCGGCGAUGCAGAGGGUUUGUUUUAAUCCUCUUAAGCACUGGCAGUUACUGCAGAACAAGGAAGCGUUGUUCUCGCGUGUAUUUGCUCAUAGUCUGGGAGCAAACGCACACACAGGGUGUUCUUGGCUACAAGUGUUCCAGGGUUACAUCAUGGCUUUUUUACAUAGUUAUGGAAAAUGACCGACCACAGACACGAUCCAGUCUGACGCAGAUGGCUCCGGAGUUUGACAUUUUGUCAGAGGGUUAGACUCAUUUGGAUCAGGACAAUGGUGCACAGUACACACACACACACACACACACACACACACACACACACACACACACACACACACACACACACACACACACACACACACACACACACACACACCGUUAGUCAUGUUGUAGUCUAGCGGGAUUCUCAUGUAGCCUUAAAACUGCAAACAGCCUUAUUAGAAAAACAAAGGACAUGAGGAAGAAAAGGACGUCUUGUCUGUUAUUUACCAAAGCUUGAGACUACACCAUGAUGAAACCGCUCUGUAAUAAUUUACAGUUAAUUGAACCUCUGCCAGAUAAUGACUAACGUAUUGUUUCUACUGGUUUCACUCCAUUAAGUGCAGUUUGCUUCAUGUUGCGCUAAAUUGCUGGGACAAAAGCCUUAAAAGGUCAAACUCAUUUUAAAGCAGCAGCAAAACAAACUAAAGAGAUGUUAAAAAUCUCACAGCCUGAGGAAGUUUAUGUUUACACAAAAUCCUGCGAAAGACCGUGAACCAAUUACUGAGCGAACAAAUCAAACCCAAACAUAUCUCUGCAUGACUUCCUCUGCUCCUCUCAUUUCACUGAUCAGUGAGAUUUGACUAAUUCUGCACUCAUGUUCCCGCUCUGGUCUCUCUAAUUUCCUCCUGUUUAUGUUUUUUUUUUUUUUUCAGUGCGUCAGGAUCCUCUGCUUGGAGCUAGUGAGAUGUUCAACAGCUUCUUAAGGAAAGCACAGCAGGUUGGUACUGAUUCUGUGUCUCCUCGCCCUGCAUCCGGCUGGUGACUGUGCUCAGCUCUGUAGUCAGCAGGCCUGCUGUGACCUAGCAGGGCGUGCUCCUUGAACCAAAAGGCUGAUGUGGUAAUUUCUGCUCAGCCAGUAAUCAUCCGUGCCAGUGCGGUCCAAAGAGGUAGCUGUCUUCUUUAUGUUUGUCUCAGUUUAUCCCGGGUCAUGUCAUCCCUGCCGGUAAAGAAGACGAUUUAACCGCGUCUGAUUAGGUUUGGCUGAGCAUGCAGAAACGUGUAAGUGAUUACAUCAUGUAGCAAAGCCUGAAAGUGAGGUAAAAGCAGCAGUAUUUGGCUGCGAUAAAGCAGCAUCAUGUGUGGGAGCUGCUUCAUCUUGAACUAUUGUAGUAUUAAAAAGUGGAAAACAUGAUUCAUUCCUCCGUGUUUGCCAAAAAGCUUUCUGCAGGACUAAAAUUGUAAACAGAUAUUAGCUGGAGAAGGCAGUGCUGUGAGAAGAGAGGAGAAAAGACAGUUUCAAACGGGGGAAGUGUUGAUGACUUAAUCAGACCAGGUACCAUGGUCGAUUUGUCAUCAUUCAUCCUGUGACCUGCGCUGCCAGAAGAGCCGUAAAUCCAAUAACCUUCAUGGACAGAUUCAUCUGUCUGCAGCUACAUCACACCAAUUCUUGCCCUCCGCCUCCUGCUCCUGUCUUCUCCUGUCAUCGGAGUCUGUGUUCAGCCCCCCCUCCCUCACAGCUCUGCAUGCAGAAUAGGAGAUGAGUUACCACCCUGCGCUGUCAUGUCACCUGCACCUUUGGUGUUGUCAGGGACUUCCUGCUGAGGGAGCAGGGAUGAUCAGGGAUGAUUGAGCAGACGUGGUGAGGGUCAGGGUUUGAGUUUCACCCUCUUCAAUAUCACCUUCAAUUUAGAGGUUUUCAAUAUUACCAACUCCUGGCAGAUGGUUUAUUUUCCUUAUUGGUUAUUCAUGGAUUUUUAGGGGUAUUUGCUCUACUGCCUGCCGUGUUCAGUUAUGGAUACACAGAAGAGCAAACAUCAUUACUAAUAAAUACAGCACUCUAUUUGUGUUAGAGAUGUGCCUGUAAAACACAUGAAUGAAAGACUACAGAUGUCAUACUUUGAUAUGCUGAUGAUAGGAAAAUUAAUUUAACACAAUUUGACUGACUUAUUUAUUAUUUUUGCCUCCUUUUUUGUUUAAAAAGAAACACAUUUUGGAUCAUAGCUUCUCCGUUUCAAUGUGUUUUGUAUCCUAAUGGAAAUUUUAAAUCAAGUUAAAGCAGCUAUGACCAGGUGAGUCUUAAACCUGGAUUUGAAUUCACUGAGGGUCUCUGAACAUCAGACACUUUCCAAACUGAACGGUGCUUCUCCAUGUUUGGUUCUGACUCUGAGGACAGAACCUAGACCUGCACCAGAUGACUCGAGCACCCUGGAUGGUUCAAAAAUCACUGAUGUAUUUUGGACCUGGACCAUUCAGUGUUUGUUCUUAGACCAGCAGCAGGAUUUUAAACUCUAUUCUUCGACAAGCAGGAUGCCAGUGUGAAGACCUCAGAACUAGACUGAGGCAGUCCACUUUCUUGGUCUUGGUGAGGACUCUUGCAGCUGGCUUAUUGAGUAUUCAGGGAAACCUGCAGAGUCACUGUUACAGCAAUCAAGCCGACUGAAAAUAAAUGCAUGGAGCAGUUUUUCCAGGUCCUGCUGGGACAGAAGUCCUUGAAUCCUGAAGUACUCUUCAGGUGGUGGGAGGCUGACUUUGUCGUCAUCUCUGUGGUCUGAUGCUGUUUUGUACGUGGCAUUAAAAUCAUCCCAAUAAAAUAGAAAUUGAAGUAAUAACUAACCCCCCACCCACCCAGGUCCACACUUUUCCCACAUCUUUGAAUAAGCUUGAUACUGCUGACUCCAGUCUUGACCUCAGACUAUACACAGCUGCACUGGGAAUGUUUUUAUCAACAGGAGUACAUUUGAUUAUUUCUGCCCCUGCAUGGCAGGUCCAUAAAGACUUACCUCCUCCAUGACCAGCCUACUUUUUCCCCUGCCCGUGUGACCCAGUCAAGUUUUUGUUGUUGUUGAUCAAGAAUGAAAACAAGUACUGUAGCUUACCCGUGAAGCUGAUGGAAAGCCCGCUCUAUUUUGUGUCGUUCUGCAGGAGACGCAGCAGAUUCCCACAGAAGAAGUCGCUCUAGACAUCUGCCUCUCCAACGGUCAGAAGGUCACAGUCAACAUCCUGACUUCAGAUCAGACGGAGGACGUCCUCGAUGUAAGUGCCGAAGAGUAGUCUGCUGAAAAGUACACAAACAAGCUGUAUCAGCCGGUAGGCCAACUAGUGUAUCAUUUAUACAGGUUUGUUACUCACUUUGAUAAUAAAAACACACAGACUCAACAGGAGCUCAUAGUGACCCACUUAUUAUGAGAGAUGUUGAGAGCAGGUUAUAAAGUCAUCUUUAUGGAGCUAAUAAAACUGUGUUUAUCACUGGAAAUGACAUACUAAGCACUUAUUGACUCUGACGGUGGCCAGAAGUCGAGAUAAGUUCACUGUCUGAGUUCAUUUACCCUUAACAGUAUUUGUGUCAGUGUAACAGGACAUAUUUGAUCUCCAUUUCUCAUAACCGACUUCCUCUAUCCCCCACAGGCCUGUCAUACUGUUACAGGCUCCUUUCAUACUGAGAUACAUAAUCAGAUGCAAUCAUAUUUAUUUGAAUGUACCAUCUUCAUAAAGGAAAUAGAGGUUUAUAGGUAUGUGGGAGGGUUUAUUUACCUGAACAAAAAAAAAAAAAAAUCAAAUAAACUUGUGAACACCUGCAAUGCUAGAACCAAACGAGGAUUAAAUGUAAGGUUACUGAACAAAAACACAAUAAACCUUGACUGACCUUUUUGUGAGUUUUCUGAAGGUCAGGUAGCAGCUAUGAUGUAACCUUUUAUUACGUUUUCUUCACCCCUUCUAUAAUUGACUGUAACCUCACACAGUGUAAAGAAAGCAGAGCUGUAAACAUGCUCAUGUUCCUUCAUGGUAUCCUCUAAUGGCUCUUGGCUAUAAGUCAAACUUCUUCAAACUUUCUAAUGAAAGUUUAACUACAGUGAGUUCACUUCAGUUCACCUGAGCAGGUGUCAAAGUCUGACUAGAGAGGAAAAACAGUGCUGCUUGAGGACUGGGCGGUGUUUCAGAAAACAGAUGUUGCUCUGAAAAUAAAAGAUCAAAGAUGAGAACUUGUAGUAAAGCAUUUGUUUUUUCUUCCAAGCACAGAAGAAGACUGUUUUUUUUUUUUUAUUAACAUGACAGUUAUGCCUUGAGUGAUUUGGUGAGAGGUGGUAUUUAUUUUUGUGCCUCAAAUGAAAUGUCUCAAUUACAUUUCUUUAGCUGUCUUUCUAAAAGAUAAAAAAGUUGAUUUUGUUUAAUGUUAGUCAGAAAUUUUUUGGCAUUAUUUUAUUCGUGUUACAGUGUAAAGAAUAAAAUCAUAGAAAUAAAAGUCACACAGCAAAAAAAGUUUAUUUAUUUAUUUUUUUUCAACAAUCUGUUUAUUGAUUUUUCAACCAUAACAAAAAUAGCAGGAACAUUACGUAAGCAUGAAUGUCUGUGAGAGUCCGUUUAAAAAAAAAAAUAUUCAUAUAUAAAAACAAAGUAUUUGCAAAUGUUUAAGGAUGAUGGCUCGAACAUACUGUACAUAAUAAAUAUUCAAGAUAAAUUAAGAUAAAUGCUUUUAAACAUAACCAUAUAAGUAAAUAAAUAAAUAAAAAUAAUAAAACAUAUCCUGCAUGAUUAAACAAUGUCAACAGAGAAGAUAAAAAAAAAUAAUAAUAAUAAAAUAGUAAAAUAUAUCCGUCAAGAUUAAACAAUAUCAACAGCAAAGAUAGAAAAUAAAUAAAUUAAUAAAUAAAAAAUAGUAAAACAUAUCCUGCAUGAUUAAACAAUAUCAACAGCAAAGGUUAAAAAAAUAAAUGAACAAUUUCACCAUGGAGGCAACUCCUAAAAACCUACAUUGUUGCCAUAAGAUACUUUUGAAAAUAUCAGUAAAAAAUUAGUUCAAUUUUUUCAGUGGAGGUAAUGACUAAACUCCCCUGGCUAUGUCCAAUAUGCUGGAGAAGUCCGUGUCUAAUUGUCAGUUCACCCUUUAAAUCAUUUUUCCAUGCUCUAAAAUUAAGUCAACAACAAAUUGUACACUUCUGAAACAAUUCCCCUACCAAAAGGGUUCUUACUUACUAACUUUCUCUAAUAAAGAUAAAGAAGGAAUGUUGAUGACUUGCUUUUGAAAAGAACCAACAAAGCAUUUCAGCAAACAAGUUUAUUCCAAAGUUGAAGUGUUCAAUUUUUUUUUCUAAAGCUUCCUCCAGCUCAACUGAUCACUUUUCAUCCUGUUUUCAAACUCUUUAAAUCCAUGUCAAGGUUUUCCCUGAAUAAGAAAUUAAAUAAAAGGAUAAUUUCACUAAACUUGAUUGUAAACUGUCUUUCCUAUCACUCUCCAGGCUGUCGCAACAAAGCUCGACCUUCCUGAUGACCUGGUUGGUUACUUCAGUCUGUUCCUCGUCAGAGAAGGUGUGGACGGAGGUUUAACAUGUAAGUCACAGCACCAGAGGAUAGCAAAGAUCCGAGCCAAAAAAUGUUGGAUUCACUAUUUUAUACAGUUAAUUAUUUAUGAAAAAUGAAGAGGGAAAGAGAGCACAGUGAUUUACCAGAGGAGAAAACCCAUAAUUAAAUGCUGCUGGUUAUUUCGAGUCAGGCUGGUGUUUAUGUUACUGACAUUUCAGUUGUUUUUCUUAAACUGCUACAGCAGGAAACCAUCAGAUAAAUAGUCUGCGUUGUAGCAGAAACUAAAUGUGCAGUUGAUAAGACGGUAUGAUUCAAACUGCUUUAUCAGGCCAGCCAAUGACCAGCCUGCAAAUUAAACACGCACAAAUAACACAGAACUCAGAGGACAGAUAUUUCCUACAAUCAGGGACACAAUUAUGUACAGUCAUUUCAUGCUCAUAGUUCUAUCUUUCGCUCUAAAUUUCCCUAAAUGAAGCGUGAAAGGUUUGCUUUGGCAUCAGUCCAGCAACUCAGUUAAUCUGCCUCACUGUUUGGUGAUUCAUUCUCCUUUAAUUAAGAGAGAAAAACUGCACAACCUGUUGCGGCUUAUAUUUGAGUUCUGACUGUAUCUUUGUCAAGCAGCCCGAGUGUGUACAUAUGUUUAUGAAUGUGUACAUGUCAGCGUCCGGACAAAGCAGUUGUGUUGUCAUUGUUUAUAGUGGUGUGAUCUGGACACCACGCUGUAGGGCUGCACGAUUAUGGCCAAAAAUAGAAUAGUAAAUUUUUUUCUCUCAAGACUCGAUUUUUAUUUCAAUUAUGCAUUCAGUGGCAACUACACCAAACUCCAUUAAAAAAAGGUUUUUUUUUAACAUCUCUUGAAACCAAAACCACUGAAAACAAUGUAGUGCACAUGCCACACCAGUAAGUGGCGCUGUUACGUUGCUUAGGAAUACACAAAAGACAGAAGAAGAGUACGGAGCAUGCAUUUAAAGGUUGUUGUAGCAGAACACACCCGAAAUGCCAUUUCCGUGUGAAUGAAACGCCAUUACGAGAAAAAACUUUUGCAUUUACUCCUGAAUUCGUUUCCGUGUGGACAGGUUGAUAUCACCUUCAGACAGACUUAGCAGCAGGGAGUGGUUCGCUCUUCGUCUGAAACUGUCGUACCAGUUCCAGACUACUGACUUGUUCUUGCCCUAUUUAGCCACGAAAUUAUCGCCUUCUUUUGCAAACACCAUGUUUGUUUACACUGGUGUGUGUGGGAAUUGGGAAGCGCCCCCAUAAGAAGGGGGAGCCUACAGUGGCCUGGAGGUGCAAGACAUGAUAGAGGGGAAAAUCGAUUUGACGAUUUUAAUUUUUUUAAGGUCAUAAUCAAAUAAUCUGAUUACGGAUUAAAAAUAGAUUAAUUGUGCAGCCCUGCAUGCGGCUGUGUUCUGAGUGUUUUUGUUGUGGUUGGAGCGUUAUCAGUCUGGGAACUGUGUCAACUACAAAAUCAUGACGACGUAAUUUCUGCAACUAAUUCAUCCGACUGUUUCGAGUGUUUCAUCCUUAAUAUGUAAGUGUAGACUAAAGAUGCUGGUAUUGAUUGGAGAAUGUGUUACUGCUUGAGAUAAGCACGCACCAGUACAUUUUCAAAGGGAUUUCAUUAAGUCUUCAUAAACAACUCUGGAAUAAAACAGUGAUUACUUUAAAUUAACUUUGUUUGUCUGUGUGCAUGAAAGCGGUUCUUUUCCAGUGUCUGUUGAAUUUCUGCACACGCACACUCACCUGAGCGUUUGCAACAAGAGUAUCAUUAUGUCACCCUACAGCAAUGUGAAAGACGAGUGACGAGCAUGAGUCUCUGAGCAUCUGUUUUAAUUACAGAUGCAUGAAUGUAAUUAAAACAGUCUAUUUCAUCUGGAAAAUAAUGACUGAAUUCUCGCUGAGUUAAAACACAAGUAUUCUCUUUGAAAAAUCCUGUAUCUUUUUGUUAUCCUAAGCAGCCAUCAUUUUUUGCAAACAAGAAAAAAGUGAUUUGACUUUGAAGUUGGGAAUUUUUGAGAGAUGCUGCACUCACGAAAACCAAACAGAAAUGUUAAUUUCACUCAGACACACAACCCUUUUAGAAGUAGAGCCAGAGGAAAACAUAUUUCUGCAGUGGUCUGUUAUUGAGCGUGAUUGCACGUAAACAUUUUUCUAUUUCUAGCAGGGCUGUACAAACCUAAAGCCUCCCAUAUGACUCAUGAAAAUUCCUCCUACUGGAGAGCUGCAACAUCAUAUAUAAAAAGGAAAUAGAGAAAUAGUCUUCAUUUUCUGGAAACAGAAACCACAGUGUCAGAUUGGCACACAAGAACCAUAGGAAUAUCUUUAUAUCAUGAUGCAAAUGUAUGUAAAGUUGGUUGUUUCAUCCUGGUUUCUAAUCGAGACUUAUGUGGUCACUCACUGCAGUCUUUUGCAGUCUCUGUAUAAGCUUAAUUUUUAACACCGUAGAUUGCUGCUUGCUGAAAACUGACAUUCACAGCAACUAAUCAAAAUCUACAUCUACUAAGUCCUCAUUGAAAUGCCUCACGUUUGUGUUUGUAGUUUUGUAAAAUUUCAGAUUUUUUCUCAUUAUUCUGAAGGAUUGAAACCCUUAACUUCUCAAAGUAGCGCUCAUUUGUUCACAUACUCUGGUUUACCUCUAAUUAAUCUCUGAAAACUGAAAUCAUAUCACAGUGUUUUUUAACAGUUCUAGUUGCAUGAAUAAAACGUCUUCAGAUGACUUUCCACGUUCCUUUUUUUUUUUUUCCAUUUCAUCACAGCCCUCCCGGGUCACCAAAGUUCUCUUAUUCCUCUACUCCACCUGCCAAACACUCCCCCACUACUCACGCCAAAUCCCAGGCAGGCUUAAAAACUCUGCCAGGUGAACCUGAAGGAAUCCGUAAAUAUUGUAGGCAUGUUGUAUAUUCUUGGUACGGCUUGAAUCUGAAACUCUGCGCUGUUUGAAAGAGAACAGCCAUGUGUUGAAUAUGACUCGACUGCUAGAGUAAAUCCGGCGCAGCAGGCCGCGGAUCAAACAAAACUGGUGGGAGUAUUGACACGACGGGAUAGCUAUGGGAAUUCAAUCCUUCCCUGACAGGCAGCAACUUUUCCACAAGUCUGGGUGUAAAUCAAUACGCGAUGUAAAAUAUGCAAAGACACGUGAAGAAGAAGCGGUUUGAAAUAGCUCCCCGGCUCCUCUUCUACACAUUUUAUGUCUUCUUUGAUGGAUUCCUGCUGAUUUAGAUUGCUUUAAAAACGUUUAAGGCGUCCAUUUAGUGUCUACUUUUCAUCCCUGCAGAGAUUUUUCAGACAUCAAAGUAGCCAGCGUGUUCUUCCUAAGCAGCAUCUGGGCUCAUAAAGGAGUAAAAAUCCUAUUUUGAACCUGAUUACAAACUGAAGUGCUGCUCAGCCAUCAGAUUUGUAGUGUUGUGCUCAUUUGUUGAUGCCUAGAAGCCUGGCAGCCGCUUCGCUAAGCACCUGGGAUCUCCUUCACUCACCUUCGGGAACAGGACGCAGUGAAACAGCUGCGGAUUAGGGACGAAGACACACAUGCACACACACAUGCACGCAAGCAUGGUGCCCAUUAUGUUUUUUUUACAUUUAAAUGCUCACACACACACACACACACACACACACUCAAACACACUCACACAAGUCUCAGCCCCCUGGGACCUGUCCAGAUGGAGCUUGCCUUCCUUCAUUGUUUGCUGUUGCCAUCAUUAUCCAAAUGUCCUUGGGACUUCACUGCAACUGUUUCUUACCCCUCCUUUCUUUCUUUCUCUAUCUUUUUCUCUCAGUUGUACGGAAGCUGCAGGAGUUUGAGCUGCCUUAUGUAUCCAUCACCAGCUUGCGGAGCUCCGAAUUUCACAUAAUCCUGCGGAAAAGGUACCCACCACCUGCUCGCAUCAUGACUUAGGCCUCGCAGCACAUUGUUCCUAAAGCGCUCUCCUCCACAUGUAAUUAUAGCGGUGAUUCAUCGCCUUGAGUAUUCAUGUGUUAUUUAUCUAAUGCUGUGAAAAAGCGCGCCAAGUGUUUAUGUUUCUGUCAGCAGUAACACAAACUGCGUCUGCUGUGUCUGGCAUAAAUUGAUUCGCAGAGGCCAGUUUCAAUUUGCCAUUCUAGUUGUUGCUCAGUUUAUGUAAUAUCCGCUGAGGCACUCAGUCGUUAUGUCUCAGGGCUGUCGGCACGUUUAUCUGACUUUACCAUCAUCUACAAAGUGCCCGUUAAUUUAAAAUAGAGACUGAAGUCAUUCAAUGAACAUGUUCAUUUCUGGAAAGAGGAUUGUUAUCUGUCAGGAAAAAUCAGGGAUCACAAUGGGUCAGGAAUCUGAAAUCUGAUCAUAUUAAUCUGAUUUGUAUCACGUCGGUUAAAGUAGUUUUGAACCCUUUAUCUCAUUGAAAGUUGUAAAUGUUUAGGCCCCCUGCAUGGCUCCACAUGAAAAACAGACAUGACUCUACUGUGGCUGUUGCUACCUGAUCCAUCCCGGAAACCCAAUUUGUACUGCACAUGUGCGAAACGUAUGUCACUUCCUCUACUCACCAUCUUUGUGACAGCUCAGCAAUUCUUUGCCCCGAGCGGUUUGCGACUUCUUCAACACUUGUUGCUGCUUCAGUUUAUCACCAGCUACACGCUUUUCUCCUGAACGGAGCGCUUUCCCUAACUGAGGUGCCGGAAAGUCAAGAGAAUGGCGCCCAAUUUCACGGUUAAAGGUUUCUACUCCUAGUUUAACAGUAAAAUUGCAGCGUAGCCAUAAAAGGCUUGAGUGAAUGUGAAUAUCUCAGUGUUGAAAUUGAAACGCUGUAUACAAACGUGAAAAUUCAUUGUCCAUAAUGUGUAGGCUUCUUGUUAAUUAAUUUAAUUUAUAAGGUAAAUGAAAUAAAUACUUUAAAAAAAAAAAAGGGGUUAAAUAAAGAUACUCGUUAUGUGUUUCAUACAUACAAGUCAGAGAACCAUGCUAGGCAGGAGCUCCACCGAAUGCCUUGGCAUUAGCCCUUUAGCCUCCUGCUAACUAGCCUGUCACAUCGCCAGCUGGUUUUUGAUAUUGAUCGGUAGUUUAAAUUAAGUUUUUAAGGUGACAUGAGUUUGCAUUUGCGCAGUAUGGAUCCAGUAGGUAGCAAUAGUUGCCAUAAAAUGUGUUGAAAUACGAGGAGAGGAAGUGACGUUUAGCACAUGCGCAGUACAAAUCGGGUUUCCGGGAUGGAUCUUGUAGCAAUAGUGGCAAUCACCCCAUGCACUCAUCAUCACUUUUCAAAAAAACAUUGUUUGUAAGCACAGUUCACUAUUGCAUCCACAAAUACAGGUUAAAACUAUACUGUGCAAAGAAAAAACCAUGUGUAGGUGUGAUCCAGUAAUGCCAAAGACUUCCUGAGUCUGUUAAAGAUGGACUGAUGGGAAGUGGAAAAAGAGCUUCAUAUGAGCCCAUGGCCUUGGUAGCUCGUGUAUCUGCUGGGAAGGCAUCAUUAAUGCUGAACAAUGUUUAGAGGCAGAGCAACAUCUGCUGCCAUCCAGACGUUUUCUGUGGAGACCUUGUAUAUUUCUGCAGAGCAAAUCCAAAUCACACGCUGCAUGUAUUACAACAGCGCAGCUCACUAAUGAAAGAGUCCUGGGGCUAAACUCACCCGCCUGGAGUCCUGAUACGUCCCCCGUUCAAAACCUUUGACAUAUUAUUAAGCAGCUGAAAUCCUGAGAUGGAGCAACAAUGCCCCUGUCCAAACUUUUUCAAUCCUGUUUUGACAUUUCAUAUAUUCAGAUCUCAUCAUUUGCAAACCACCAAAUUCUGUUAUUAUUCACAAUUUAACCCAAGUGUCCUGACUUUUUAAAAUUGGGGUGUGAUUAUCUUGCAAGUUUAACUAUCUCUUUGUGAAAGCUGCAAAAACCAACCAACUUUGAAAUGACUCACAGAUCCUUGGUUUAAUUUGAUUUGAGUACAUUUUGCAGAUCACAAAAGAGUGAAAUUCUUCAUUCCAGCUUUUGUGUCUGAAUAUUUUCUGGUUGAUUUAUCCUGUAAAGACAAGAAACUUUUUCAUUUGGGGUACCAUCAAAACAAGACAUGGGGAAAAAAUCCAACUUAGUUUUUAUUGUUAUUCAUUUCUAAACAAAUAAAGGUGUUGAUAACCACUAAGUGCUUAAAAAUGUAAAGCAAAAACAAGGAAAAUUCCAGCUUGUUUUGAACAAUACAUCCCUGUUAUCUUCUCCUAACUUGUUUUUUUGCCUUUUGAAGGUGAAUAGAAAAAUGCAGUUUGUCACAGGCUGGUACUGGAGGGUGGAGGGUGGGUGGCUCAGCAAAACAGGAACACUGCUCAGAACCAAAAACCUUGUUUUUCACCACAAGCACACACUCGUCUACAAAGCGUAAAAUAUCCCAAAACUUUCCAGCCCCUUGUGAACAGCAGAGCUCAUGUGGUGCAAAUGAACAAUAUUUUCUUUGGCCUGUCAGGAAGUCCUCUGGUUCUCUUCUAUUUGUAGUUUAGUUUUUGUUUAUUGAAAACAGUUUAAAAUGAAAUGGGGGGACACGAGGUCAGGGGCACUUCAGCGAGGAAAUGAGAACCUGUCAGAGAAGGCUGCAAGUCUCCUAAUGUAUGAAAAUCUUUCUGAGCGAGCCUCCCAAACCAAAUCUGGUAAACACUGAUCUCACCCCCCCACCGAGCAGAGCCUGGGGGUAGCUCCCCUCUUCAGAGCUCUAUUUCUCUUCUUCCUCACAUGUCGUCACCCAGCCUCCUGCUGACUGAGGUACACAGGAUGUUUACUUUCUUUCUCCCUGAAGGAAAGUCUUAGUCCUCCUGACCUAGUUUCUCUGAGGAGUGUGGAGCAGCGAGGGAAGAAUAAAUGUAGAACUAACAAGUGAAGGUGGAGGAAAAACAGACCCCCAGUGUACCAGAUCCAGGAGGGGGAUCGGGGUCAGAGUGAAUGGGAAAGCUGUUUUUCUGGCUAACAGUGCACGCCAAAAAUGGAGGAAAUCUUAUCUUUGUCCCAGGAGACCUUGAAGUAGAACUAUUUCCCCUUUAUUGUUUGACCAAAUUCCUGAAAUCAAACUGAAUAAAGAGUCAAUCUGAGAGGAAUUCUGGGGCAACAGCAACAUGCAUGCAUAUCUGAAAUCAAUAUUUUUUCUCUCUUAUGGAGCAAUACACAAUGUUGGAUCUUCAAAUUUAUAUGUUCAAACUCAUUUUGGUUGAUAUUGAUACCGGUACAUAUAUAUUAUACAAGAACGCCAAGAACCAGACAAACAGGAUUUGAUUCAAACAUGGAUGAUAAACGUCCAGUUUUUAAAUAUAGACAAACAGUAAUACAUCUACUGUCUUAUUGUUAACACUUUAAAACAUGCCAGCAUAAGUAUGUUGUCAUCACCUGCACAUAAUUAAUACAACAUCCCCAUGGCCGAUAAUAAUGCUACGUUCCAGUUGUACUCAGAAGUCGGAAUUUCCAAGCUCCAAGUCGGAAAUACAUCUGGAACACACCCCUGAAGUUGGAUUUCAGACUCGGAAAGUUGAAUGAUCCUCACCGACCCCGACUUGACGUCAACGUCAUAAUCCAAGAUGGCAGCACAGUGCAAUGCUAAUAAUGUAUUAUUUAUUAGCACUUCUGUUUUGUUUUUGUGAAAUUAAAUAAGUGGUAUAUGUUGUGCUGCCCAACAUCUAACUGUGAACACAGUGCUAUUGUGUUUGUAAGAGUAAAAUACUGCAUUAUAUGUUGUUUACAACUGGUAUAGCUAACAACAACUAACAACAGCUGACAAUCCAUCUUGGUUUUCCGACUUGGUAACUGAAACGCUGGUAUCUCGGGUGUGACGUCAUUCCCAGCUCCGAUAUCCGACUUCCAGUUUCUCAUCCACUCGAGUAACUUGGACUAAAGAUUAUGACAAUAACUACAACAAACACCCUUGUUUCCAUGAUGACAGCAAAACGAUGACAAGGUCAAAUAGGUUAAGAAAUGCUGAGGAAUAAAGGUUUUGUUUUCAUCAAUAAGAGGAUAACGCAAUGAAAAUAUUUGAGGGGGACCAUCAGGCUUUAAAAUCUAUCGUAUUUUCUCCUCUGCGAUUCUCAUCCCUCACCUAAAAUCUCAGCUUUUCAUUCCUUUCUUUUGGAGGUUAAUUUUAUCACCUUUCUGGAACAAGUGCACCAUCGAUACAGAUCCCCUCUGCCUUUACACAGCUUCCUUAUUUUGAUUCCUAAACUUCUCCUGAUGCACGGUGAUAACAAAGAGACAACCAGCUACCAGGGUGACUGAGGUUUUUUUGCUGCAAGUGCAGCUCCAAAACUAACACUGGCACCGAGGCCCUUUGUGUGAGGUGGCUUCCAUGUUUUCAUUUGCACUGAAACUGAAUUCAGGCUAUUUCUGAGUAACAGUAUGAAACCAGCGUCUGUAAAAUAAAGGGAUUGUACUCUCCAAGGCCAGUACUCUGCCCCCCAGCUGCAGUCUCCUCCAUCCUCCCUUUGUUCUCCUACCACACAUUUAAACCAUGUUUCGAUGUAAUCCCACAUCUGAUCCUCUCUCUGUAAACUGAAUUCAUGCAUUUUUCCAGCGUCACGCUCCACUCUUCAGGCUGCCCUCUAGCACCCACACAUCUCUGCGCACAGGCGUACCAGCAGUAGCCUCUAAUAGAACCACAGUGCUGCCCCAGAAACCACUCUCACUAACAUCCCCGUCAGCAGGACAACUGUCAGGGAGAUAAAUGGCUGAAAUUAGGGCUGGGCGAUAUGGGAAAAAAUCACAAUAAAUUUUUUUCAUGUCAGUCAAUAUCGAUAUAUAUCACAAUAUAAAAAAAUCACUUGUCAAUCUUAAAUGUUCCCUGUUACUCUUAAAUGAAAUUUAACAGUGCUAAUUGGUAGCACGUCUUUUGCAACACAAUAAGCUACUGCAUCUGUGAGGUCUUUGUGUCUGUUUGACGUCGUAAGCCGUUGCGCUAGAGAAAGCGAAACGGUCGGCUGUUUCAGCUGCACAGGUGCCAUGGGCUCCUUGCUCCUACUGGGGUUUGUAACUUAUGCAUUGCGUGUACUCUGCCACAUGGCACUGCUUCAGGCGGUGAAAAAGAUUUGAGGUAUCCCCUGACUUGACAAGAACAUGUACUCGACACAAUUUGCAGUGCACAUUACUCUGCUUCAUGUCCAACCUCAAAAAAAACAAAAUCCCUCCACACCACUGACGUUUUCGUGCCAGUGUUGUCGACGAUGUCAUCAGUGUCAUCAACCAUAGCUUGCAUGUAGCUGCUGCCUGCUACUACACAGUUGUUUGCUGGUUGGUUUUAAUGUAACACAUGAUUGGUUCGGCGCGAAGCUGACCCAGAGCAACUCCCGUUUUCAUUGGCUAUUCAUAAAGUUUACUAAAACAUGGCUGAAUGCCGUCUAUUGAAAAGCAUAUUGACCUUGUUUUACAUUGAUAUUGAGGGAAAUUAAUUUUCAAUAUAUAUCGUUAUCAUUUUAUCGUCCAGCCCUAGCUGAAAUGUAUGCCUGCCCACCACCUCAUUGACAAACAGUUAGCAAAAUUUGCCUCUAAGUCCCUUGGAUCUGAAAAGCUCAGGUGAUGAUGUGUGUGGUUGUAACAGAGUGGUAUUAAAUACUUAAAUGGAUUAGCCAGAUUUAGGCAGUUUAUUAAGUGACGGGAACCUUUUGUCAGUGUUGUAAAAGCAUUUUUUAAGAGACUGAAGAGCUUAAUGUUGGAUUCAACUAUUUAAAAAGACGAGUAAAGAUGGUCGUUUCUUUCUGCAGCUACUGGGACAUGGCGUAUGACAGCGAUGCCAUGGACAACCGAGUGGGCCUGAAUCUGCUCUACGCACAGGUAAGAGGCUACAUUACUUGUAUGUGCUUUUCCGGCAGCCAAAGUGGUCUUAAAAACACCACAGUCCCUCUUGGGAUGCCAAAGCAAACAGCAGAACUGGAUUUAAACACCAUGGUGUUUGUUUACAUCCAGCUCCUGUGUGUGUGUUGUAUCAAGUUUGCCCGACACCAGCAACAAGAAAAGCUAAAUCAAGCGCCGCUCCGAGCCUCCAAAUGCUUCUGUUCAUCCCGCGGGUCCCUCUGUUCUCUGAUUGCGGUGUCAGCUUGUUCUGACUUUGCAACACCUUGACUCUCUUUGUGUUCCCUCGUGAUCCUGUUAGCAGCACUUCGCUUUUUUGCUGCGACAUCCGUGAUCUGUUGUGUUAAGCAGUUUCCUUUUUUUUCGCUUUCCGGGGCUGCAAGUUUGAUUAAAAUCUAUAAAUGCUGAGUGCAGCCUGUGCGUCACAUAACGGAGGGUUUUAAAAAUGGAAAUCAAAGGAGGAUAAACAGCAAGCAUGUGCAUGUUUCUGUGUAAUUAUUUGCUGAUCCGAGCUGUUUAAAUCAAAGGCUUGGGGUGGGAUUUUUUUCCCCCCUUGUCUCCGAACACAGCACAGAAACCUGCUCCUGCUUUGUUUUGUUAACCUGAGCUGGAAGAUGAAUCCGCUUUUUUUUCUGUUUUGCUUCUUUAGACAGUGUCUGACAUCGAGAGAGGCUGGAUACUUGUCAACAAAGACCAGCACCGGCAGCUCAAAUCACUGCAGGAGAAAGGCUCCAAGAAAGAAGUAAGCAGUCACUCUGCCUCGACAGUGAACACAGCUCCUGCACACGAGGGUCUUUGUCCAAGGAUGAAUAUGUAGAGAGUGGGGCCUGGAGUGCAGUCUUUGAUGCAAUUAGCCCAGUUUUCCCCCCUGAUAUGAAUUUUUAAUAAUCCAACAGAGAAUUCAAACUUCUUCUCCACGGGAAUUAAGUUUUUUAAAAACAGCAUUCCUGUGCAUUUCCCUCCAGUUCAUCCACCUAGGUCAGACUCUGAAAUAUUACGGCUAUAUCAAGUUCGACCCUUGCAUCACCGACUUCCCAGAGAAAGGCUGCCAAGUCAUCGUCAGCGCCGGCAACAACGAGCUCAACUUCCACGUCAAGCUGCCCAACGAACAGAUGAAGGAGGGGAGCUUCAAGGUGACGCGCAUGAGGUGCUGGCGAGUCACGUCUUCAGUAAGUGGAACUGUGUGUCUGUCUGAGAGAGAGAGCGAGAGCUGAUUCACCUUCAAGCAUGCCUGUAAUUUCAGAUAAUCAAAUUGGAAUCUCUCCAUAUCGUUAUUAAACUGAGCUUGGCAGAAAAGAGACGGCGGAGCUUCAGGCUGGAGUUGUUUGUUUACAUUCCUCCUCUCACCACUGCGGCAGAGACAAAUGUCUUCAGUCGUGCCAAGCUUUAGUUUUUACACCUACUGCUCAGUAAAUGUGCUGACCUCCACACCAUCCAUCCUCAUCAGUCCAAUAACCCAAACAUACAGCCCACACAGGAUAGGGCCGUAUUGAUCCCCCUGCUUUACACUCACACACACACAAUGAGGUGAAAGCUUCUUCUCUUUGAAUUGAUUAUUGUCUGCUGGCUUGGAGAAAAUCUCACAGGAGGCAGCAGCCACACGGCCUUCGAUUUAUACUCCGCUAAAAGCUAAAUACCAUAAAAAACUAACCGAGUUUGUAGAAUCACAGAGAGACAAAAAGACGGCUGUUCGAUUAUUUCAUGACGCCAGUUUGGACUGUCCUCUUGUCACUGAAACGAUGACUAAACAUUGGCUGUCAGGAGCUAAGCUAAGACUCAGUUUAAAGUCCCACUCCAAUCGGUUUUAAUUAUUUAUUUAUUUUACUACUAAAAGUGUUCUCAGUGGUCUUUGAAUUACAACUGUGAAGUUUUUAGACAAAAUCGCUUUACCUGUGUAAUUUUUAAGGGUUUUUCUUCUGCAGAGCUCAAGUAGCUCAUGAGCAAUUCGCCUCUGAGUUGUGGGCAGAGACAGUGCUGCUUGGCACAGUCUUCUUCACGCUAGCUUGUAGCCUAACAAUGUCGGUGUAGUAGAAGUGGCAGGUAAGAAAGAAGAUAUUCAGCUCUCAGACACUAAUGUCUUUAGGGACAUGAUGAAAGUUAAUAUCGUAAUUAGCUUUCUUACAAACAUUGCAAACUGCUAACACACGCGAUCAUCCUCUGUACUUCUCCGAGUCUGGCCUGCAUAAUGAGGCUCCGGGGGCAGAGCUUGGAUUUGUGACCAAUUCAAUCCAGUCCAAUCCAUUGUAUUUAUAUAGCACAAUUUAAACAAACGCAAGGUUCCCAAAGUUCUGCACAGCAAGAUAAAAAUACGAUAAAUAACACAACGGAAACACAACGAAAGCACAAUAGAUAAAAUAAAAAUAAAAUGACAUGAAACACAGUAAAAUCAAAUAAAAACACGUAACAAAAGACGUGCGAAAUCUCACUGUGUCUGAAUCUGCUGUUUGAGAUUUACAGCAAUUUGAAUGCAGAAAUACUCAGAAAUGCAGUUUCACGCUUAUUUUUCUUAUAUGUCCUGUUGCAUCAGAAAAAUGCCAUGAACUUGUAAACAACAUAAAAACAUUAACAUUAACAGAUUAAUUUGAUAACACUGAUUGAUCGAUUGUGUUCACUCACCUGCUGCGAUUAAAAGUAAAUAAUCCAAUCCCGUGCUCCGCUUAAAAAUCGGAGCAUCAUACUGCUAACACAUUUAUUAUAAACAUUGAGAUGUUCUGUUUACGAACAUUAUCAUAUACAGGGUUUCUGCUGGGUCUUAAAAAGUCUUAAAAUGUCUAAAAUCCAAUCAUUUGAAUUUGAGGCAAUAAAAUGUCAAAAAUUAUCUUAAAAUUUCAUAAAAUGUCUUAAAUACAUAUUUGAAAGGUUUUUAAAAUGUAUUGGUUACUUACAAAUAAACCUUGAUUUGAAGUUAGUUUUAAAGUGUUCCAAUUUCCCUUCAUGUCUUUGUACUUUUUUUUGCCAGUAUGGGUGUAAAAUGGAUCUUAAAUAGUUUUCAUCAUGAUCUUAAAAAAGUCCUAAAAAGUCCUAAAUUUGACUUAUUGAAACCUGCAGAAACCCUGCAUAUACUAACAGCAUUAAAACAGUCACAUAGAAUAAAUUAGAAAAAUAAAUGAACUCAAAGGCAUUUCCUUCAAUUCCAUCUGGUACAAGUUCUGCCAUAUUUUCUAUGUCCGAAUGCUAAAUUUGAAUUCAUUUAAAACUACAGCUGGCAAAAACACACACAUUUCUGGUUUCCACAAAAAGAAUUCUUCAUAAUUACUUCCCAGAAUCUGCAUAAAACUCAGCCCAUCAUGCACCUCACAGUCUGUCUGUGUGAAUCCGUGGUUCUUCUAAAUAGUCAUUUAUUCAAAACGACACAGCAGGACAAGCUAUUUUCCCCGUCUCUGUGCAGCUGAGGGAGGCAUUACAUGCAGCUCCAGCAGCAUCAUUUCAGCGCGUGUCUUAAAAAGAUGAACAUUCGCAGUCACAAGGCCUCAUUUAAAUGGAGAUGGAAAAACAGCUCUGACACUUCUGCAUUGCAUUAGUGUUGGAGCGGCGCAGUCAUUAUGUGAAUCACACAAGCUUUUAGGAUUCUCCACGAGUUAAUUUGCGCAGAGUCGUCGCAGCAGCAUAUCUAAAAUGAAAAUACAGCUCGGCUUGCCUGAUUAUGAACCGAGCCCCCUCGUCGUCCAGCGGGGUGUUUAAUCCCUGUGUGUAUUCUAAGAGGUCAGAGUUAUUUUAAUGAGGCCUUUCCUCUCCAACUAACUAUUCAGAACAUCACUUUUGGUGCAGUGCUGCGGCCCCCCUCGAGGGCCCAUCUGAAAUUGCAUCCGGAAGAGCGUGUAUAAACAUGGAGCAUGUGCAUGUGUGUGAGUCAGACCUUUGAUUUGGUCCUGAUAUCCUGUUUUGAUAUUCCUUUAUAGUGAUGUUUUCUUGUUUUUGACGUGUUGCCCUUUUAAGAUCCUCGGAUGUAAAGGCCUCUACAAAUAAAAUGUAUGAUUAAUAUUAUUAUUUGUUAUUCUCUGUAUGUUAUCUUCAUGUUUGUGGUUAACAUGGGAAGUGCAGCAGGGCUCAGGCCCAGAGAGGGGCUCAGACACCGUUAAUGAAGAAUGAGGGCUGGUCUCCAGAGAGCAGCUCCUCAUAUUCAUAAAGGCAUUUAAAAUUCUGCUCUUGCACAUAUUUCUGUCUUUCUGUUCACCCACGUUAAUCUUUUAGCGCGUCUCCUUUAGGUUCGGCUGCCUGUCACAGACGUUAGAGCAGAAUAGCAGCUUAGACACAGAGACGCAGGAUGAAUUAGCUGCUUACACAACCUUGUGGUUGGGAAACUGAUGAGCAAGUUGGAGAUUUUUUUUCCUUGCAUUCAAAUAAAACAACAACAAAAAAAAACUGGAAUGAUGAAGAAUAGGAAGUUUAGAUACAAACAACACAUUUGGACAUAUGGUAUCACUGAUGAUCCCAACUCUCCACCUUUGUGAUCCACUCUGCAGCAAGUCCCCAUCGCCAACGGCACCACAAAUCCCUGCAGCUCGUCCAAGUGUGAGGUCAAACUGGAGCUGGCCUUCGAGUAUCUGAUGAGCAAGGACCGGCUGCAGUGGGUCACCAUCACCAGUCAGCAGGUACAGAGUCAGACAGGGUCACUUCAAAACUACUUCAGUUUAAAUUUCAAAAAAAUGAUAUUAAAUCAAACUCCUCAGUGUGUCAGAGGUUAAGUGUUUUUCUCGUGGGGUUUCAGGCAAUCAUGAUGAGUAUCUGCCUUCAGUCCAUGGUGGAUGAGUUAAUGGUGAAGAAGUCGGGCGGCAGCAUAAAAAAGGUUUGGAUUCAGACAAAAUAAAGCCAAACUCCAUAGUAAAUCUCAGCAUUUCACUGAUUUUUUUUUUCACUCUUUGCUUCAAGAUGCUGAGGAAACGACACAACGGCUCCAUCCACCGGCCAGACAGUCAGCAAGCUGUGAAAUCCCCCCCUCUACUGGUGAGACUAUAGAACAGCAUGCUUUAAGUUAGACUGGCUGGAUUGAUUUCACGUGAAGUGUAAUCUAACUUGUUUUGUUGUUUUUGCUGCAGGAAUCACCUGAUCAGAACCGUGAACAGAUUGUCAAACUCUCGGUGAGUAUACAGUUGUAUGCAAAAGUUUGUAUGCCCCCUUUAAAAACGGCAUAUUUUAUAUAAUAUAGAAUUAUUAUUUACAGUCGCUAGUAUAAUUUUAAAAGACAACAUUAUCACUCAGUCUUGUGUUAAACCCACCAUUGAUUAUUCUGUUUAGACCAAGCUGAGCUCGGUGUCCCUCCGAGGAAUCAGCGCCUCCAACUCCAACAACGACAUCAGCGACAACGAUUUCCACGGCAACUACGCUUUCGAGGGAAUCGGGGACGAUGACCUGUAACCCCAGCCCUGUUUCCUGCACCUGUUUCUCCAUCCCACUCUCAGCGGCUGGGACGACAAAGAUUACAAGCUGAGCUGAGCCGAGCCGAGCGGACCACACAGGCGUACGCGUCUGCGAGAUUGUAGCUUCUUCCUGGAGAAAUUGCUGCCUUAAGCUCUCAAAUAAUCUUUGACAGAUUUGACUCGUGUUUUUUUGUUUUUACUUUAAAAGCCUGGUGAUUUGAACUUAGCGUAAAUCAUUUCAAUUUGAAGCCUGUCCCUGUGUCGUUAGACUCGUGGCAUCUUACAGUAAAUAGCAUGUGAAGCUACAGGUACUCCAAUAGGGACGCUUUUAGUUUGUUAGGGUCUGAAAAAAAUUUCCAUUCUCAUUGAUUACUGUGUCGGCGACAGUAACAGUGAAGCUCUUUAAGCGCAGUGAAAUCCUAAAGGUACAAACUGAACUUGACAUGUUCUGAACUACAUGAAGAAACCCUCCCUCUGUGGCUGCAUGUUCCCUCCCCGAGCAGAGAGCCAAAUGUUAAGAUCGACCUGGCACUAGUGAUAAAGCAGCAGAGCUGGAUUUCGGUCCUCCAGAUGUUUCAGAGUUCAGUGAAUGUGCUGAAAUCGAUCUCAAAAGCGUACACUUUCCACAUCAGCUGCUUACUUCUACGUAGGAUCAGCGUUUGGCUCUGCUAUGAACCAAAAUGUCACGUUUUUAUACUGCGAGCGAUCUCGGGUGUCAUGCUACUCAUGUGCCAAGUCAGUUAGUAUCUCAGCAUAGCAACAGAUGUUUUUUUUCUGUUUUGUUUUGGUUUUUCUUUCUAAGCACAGUCGCUCGUACUGCCUCCAGAAAUAGUCUGAUGCCUUAAUUUUAACUUUUUCAUGGGCUGCCACAUCAUUUAUCCAUAAACAAACAAGCGUGAGCGACUGCCCGCGUUUAUAUCCUGGUAGGUGAUCGAUUUGGCUGAGCUGCUUGCACUUGCUGAAGCCAUCAUUUUGCACAGUAUUACACUAGGAGAUGAAUGUUUGAGUGGAAGCUCGGGCAUGACUUUGAACAUUGUGUGGGGCUCUGUAAAUCCAUUUAUGAUUUUUUUUAAAAGACCAAUUUUUUUAAAGGUUUCUCAUAAAUGCCAAAUUAUAGUUUACUAAAGCAUUUUGCACAAAAUAAACAAAAAUUAUGACAAUGUCACUUUUUAUAUCAUGUACAUGCUCUUUAAGUAUUCUGAACAUUUACUAAUAUCUUUAUCAUCAUUAGCUUAUGUAAUCUAAUAGAUCAAAUGUGUAAUCUAAGAUGUAUAGAACACAAAGAUUAAAUGGACUAACAUUUAUCAUUGUUUACAUAACGUGUAGAGGACUUUUUUUAGUUCAAAUGUAAAGUGUUUACAAAUUUUCCAUCUGAUUCUCUUUGUCUUGUUCUGUUGUAUUUGGCCGAGUUAUGGCGUUUGUAGGAGGCUUCAGUUCAUUGUAAUUUGUAUGUACAUUGUGCCAAUCAUCUCAGAGGAUUAAGAAGGUGCUUUGAUGAAGAGGCUCAUGUGAUCACAAGUGCUGGAAAGAACAAAACUCUAAAAGUGAGCGAGCAACAAAACGAUCAUAACCCAGCUUUUUUAGACACGUCAUUCCACUUUUUUUAUAGCUGUCUGCAUCUGCCAGUGUGUUUUUAAGCCGCUAAAUGUAAACAGAUGCCAACCUAUCAACUGCUUUACUCGCACUCGUAGCCACAACUGUAAACAAAAUGUUCUCUCUGUAAAGUGUCUCAUUCUGACUCCAACCUUGGUUUCUUUUCACUCUAAGUCUCUUCCUGGUAAAUGUCUGUAGAAGCAGCAAAGGUCCUGAAAGUUCAGAAAUGUGUAGGUGCCAAAUUUGAAGUGCAUUUCUCAUCAGCAUAACUUUAAUAACAGCAAAUGUUAAAUUUCAUAAAGGUUGUAUUGACUUUGUUCAUUCCACUUUGUUUUAUUCUGAGUGGUGAAAUCAGUGACAGCUGCUGUCAUGAUGCUACAAUAAACUCUGGAGUUAGCUGAUCCUGC
Messenger RNA from Xyrichtys novacula (pearly razorfish), 33552 nucleotides. NCBI's taxonomy places the organism in Eukaryota, Metazoa, Chordata, Actinopteri, Labriformes, Labridae. The record is from the annotation of a GenBank genome assembly.